AUGGCAUCGCCGUCUUCUCCACCGUCAAAGACAUUCCAGGGUUGGGUGGCGCACGACGCGACAACCCCACUGACCUUCACAAGCUUCGAGCCGAAGCCCUUCACCUCAACGGACGUCGAGAUCAAAGUCUCACACUGUGGGAUCUGCGGGACAGACAUCCACACGCUGCGAUCAGGCUGGGGCCCAGCAGAUUACCCGUGCGUGGUGGGACACGAGAUCAUCGGGACAGUAGAGCGAGUCGGGAGCGACGUAUCAACCCUGGCAUCGUCGGCAGCGUCGCGAGCGAUUCGAGUCGGUGAUCGCGUGGGAAUCGGCGCGCAAAGCAAUUCCUGUCUGCGGGCAGACUGCGAGGCAUGCGCGGACGGGCAGGAGAGCUACUGCACGCGCAUGACAGGCACGUACAACGGGCGCUACGCAGACAAGAGCAAGUCGUACGGCGGAUUCGCGACGCACUGGCGCGGGCCGGCGCAUUUCGUGUUCCGCAUCCCCGACACCCUGCCCUCGGCGGAGGCGGCGCCGCUCCUAUGCGGCGGCGUGACUGUGUAUGCGCCGUUGCGCAAGCACGGCGCCGGGCCCGGCAAGACGGUCGGCGUUGUGGGUAUCGGCGGACUGGGACACCUAGGGAUCUUGUUUGCGCGAGCGCUCGGGGCCGAUCGCGUGGUGGCUAUCUCGCGGUCCUCGAGCAAGCGCGCCGAUGCGGUGCAGGGCCUAGGCGCUGAUGCCUUCAUUGCGACGGCCGAGGAUAAGGGCUGGGCCAAGACUUAUUCCCGGACUUUGGAUAUCGUUUUGUCGACGGUCGAUGCUCCGGAUAUGCCUUUGGCGCAGUAUUUGCGGCUGCUCAAGCGUGACGGGACCUUUGUUCAGGUCGGCGCUCCGGAGCGUCCAUUGCCGCCGUUGACGGCGUGGUCGCUAAUCCAGAAGAGUGUGAAGGUGACGGGGUCGAAUAUUGGCUCGCCCGAUGAUAUUCGCUCUAUGUUGCAGCUUGCUGCUGAGAAGCGUGUUCUGCCUUGGAUUCAGAAGCGGCCCAUGGAGGAUGUGAAUGCGGCUUUGGCUGAUAUGGACGCUGGCAAGGCUCGCUAUCGGUAUGUGUUGCAGAAUGGGGAAGCGCAGGCUAAACUGUAG
This is a messenger RNA of Penicillium alfredii, 1122 nucleotides long. RefSeq names its product NAD(P)-dependent alcohol dehydrogenase. The transcript has a single exon. NCBI's taxonomy places the organism in Eukaryota, Fungi, Ascomycota, Eurotiomycetes, Eurotiales, Aspergillaceae. The coding region runs from base 1 to 1122 and encodes 373 amino acids. The record is from RefSeq and is a predicted model, not a curated record. Gene Ontology annotation, molecular function: alcohol dehydrogenase (NADP+) activity; zinc ion binding. Gene Ontology annotation, biological process: alcohol metabolic process.